Menidia menidia (Atlantic silverside) is the source of this 4267-nucleotide messenger RNA. The record is from the annotation of a GenBank genome assembly. Lineage: Eukaryota; Metazoa; Chordata; Actinopteri; Atheriniformes; Atherinopsidae.
UAUAUAGACGUGGGUAAAUCUCAGCUUCAGGUCGCGUCAACAUCUUGCGGAACUUUGGAGAUCGUAACGUUGUGGUUUAUAGACGGAACACAAUAAGCGAAGGACCAACAUGGGCACCCGUGUUGUGCAAAAGAUUCUUCUCUUGGCUUUGAGAAAUACGCACUCCCCUGUAUCCAGUCCUCUCCAGUUUAGGAGACACCGUUUGUCGUCUGUGUGCGGCUGCAGAUGGUUCUGUUCGUCGGGCCGUCAGACUACUUCACAGGCACCUCAGCACCCCCAUGAGACUAGUCCUGUUCCCGGAGGACCGGUCCGUGACCUGUCCCUGCGGUCACUAACUGAUAUGGGAUUCACAGACUGCCAGGCAGGGCAGAUAUUUGAGACCGUGUCCAGUCUCAGAGGAGGUGGUGCCAAGCACGUUUUGUCCACUCUCACGGUUCUGUUCGUCCUGGGACUCAACCCCUCUAGUGUGUUAAAACUGCUGGUCAAGUGUCCAGAGCUUUACUCUGUUAAAGACACGCAGCUUCAACAGCGCAUCAGUAACCUGAGGAAGCUCGGUUUACUUGAAGGCAGUCUUCAGAGGACGGUGGCCCACUACCCAAAGAUCCUGACCGUGCCAGCCAAGUCGGUUAAAAGCGUGGCUGUGUUCCUCAGAGAAAAGUGCCUGUUCACCACGCAGCAGAUCACAGACAUCCUCAGAGAUAGUCCUGCUGUGGUCCUGGAGGACCAGGAUCAGCUGGAGUACAAGUUUCAGUACGUGUACUUUCGAAUGGGCAUCAAGCAGGCGGAGAUGGUGAAGAGCCGCCUGUUCCGUUUCCACCUGGAUGAGGUGCGUUGUCGCCACAGCUUCCUUGAGCGGCGGGGCCUGUACCAGACCCCGGAUAAGAAGGGACAGACCAGCAUCAUAAACCCCAAACUGGACAGCAUCCUCAGCGCUGACCAGGACACCUUCGUGUCACAAGUUGCCCAAGCGUCAGUGGAGGAGUACAACGUGUUUCGGGAACUCUUGGCGAGAGAGUGGAAAGAAGAGGAGUUGCAGCAGGGCAGGAUUGAGGCGGAUAUUGAUGAUGAUGAUGUUUAUGAUGACGAUGAUGAAGCGGAGGAAGGAGAGGAAGCGGAAGGAAAAAGUGGAUACAUGAAGCGGAAAAAGAAAAAAAAACUGUGAUCUGAGAGAAAAAUCACUUCCUUAGAAGUGAAAAUAGAUGACACAUGUCAUAGAAUCAAUAAAAUGUUUGCUGACAAACGCUAAAGAAAAUAACACAUGAAAUCCUGGUGUCUAACUUCACGUGGUCUUUUCUCUUGAAGUGAAUUAACUCUAAAGAUCGUCUCUAUGUUUAAGUUUCGACAGCCGGACGUGAGGGAUGAUGACGCCAGUUUCAAGCAACUUUUGAUUUCAACUCUUAUCGACCCUGAUUGGAUCGGGCCUGCUUUCUGAAACCCGUUCGGAUGUGAAAGCUAAAGCAGAAAACACGGGGAAAGCAAACAGUGGUGUGCAGCUCCUAAAUGGAUCAAAAGCUCCACCCUGUUUCUAUGUGACAGCCAAGUGGCCGCAGCUCUCUUGUUAUCUCUCGGUCAACAAAGAGUACGUCAGAUAAGGUCUGCGAGUGAGAAAAGCCACCCAGCAGCCAUCGAUUUACGCAGCCCAGGCAGCUUUUUCCAAUUUGGACAGAAGGUAAGGAAAAUCCUCUUAAGGCGAUCAAUAUUUUUUUUCAGUUGAUGUUUAAGCGUCAACUUUUGAACAGAAUCGGUACUGUAAAGUACUGUAAGAUGUAUUUGUAAUCAUUUGGGGAGGUGGUGGCAUUUACAUGUUGUCUGCUCUGUUUGUUUUUUCCAUCUAAAGUGAGCGUGUAAACCUAAUGCCCGGCUGGAUUUAGAACUUUCACAAAAACAGUUACUUUUUCUCUAUGUUCUGUAGGUUCAAAGUCAUUCUGAAACUGCAUUGGCCUCGACUGUAGACGUACUAGGUACGCGGUUCAUAUUUAGAUUCUGUCUACAAGGUAAUUGGUUAUUUCAAUGACGCUCUACGGAUGGGUCAGUCACAGUCACCAGUCACACAGCCAGCCAAAGCCGUCUGUGAAUGCUGAAUUUAUCAAUGGUUUGGUCAGGAAUUUACCUGUCCUAUCGACUUUUGCCGUCGCUGUUCAAUCUAAUUACAACAUCUCAGAUUAAAAAGAAUUAAAGUCUUGUGUAAAUGUUUGAAACCCACAUUUUCAUGGUUCAAACAGUUUGCAGACAUUCCCGCUGUUUGUUUUUUUCCCCUUUUACAGGGUGUUGCUGGAGGAAGUAAGAGAACACACAAUUAAACUGCCGUCUGGCGUGUCUCCGCUGACCCGGCAACACCAUGUCGCUAUCGUCUCUGGUCAUUUCAAACCUCACGCAGGAGUGGCAUGACAGUGUGAGGAAAUGGCACCUGGAAUUGUUUUGCAUCCCCGCUGCGGUCAUCACUCUGGCCACCUUUCUGGCCAACCCCGUUCUGCUGGUGUGCAUAUUCCUGUCCCGCUCCCUGCGUCAGGAGACCCGCUACCUGCUGGUGGCCAACACCCUGGCGGCGGACCUGCUCUUCCUCGUGACGAACCUGGCCACCAUGGUCGGGAACACCGCGGGAGGCCGCAUCCCCUGGGUGGUCUGCGAGCUGUCCACGGCCGUCCUGGUCACCUCCUACUGCUGCGCCAUCCUCACCGUCACCCUCAUGGUGGUGGACACCUUCACGGCCGUCCGCUGGCCCCUCCGCUACCACGACCUCCUCACGCCUCGCCGGACCCACUGCAUCGUGGGGACGGUGUGGGCGCUGGCCGCCCUCUACCCCUUCGCCCUGCUCAUCAAGAGGAGGGAGAGCGGAGGGAUCCCUCUCGAAAAGGUGGUGCUCUGUCUGGCCCACCUGUCCCUCAACAAGGGCGGGAUCCACACCUUCUUCUUCGUGGCGGCGCUGAUCUGCGCCUCGCUCAUUUCUUACUGCUACGUCCGGCUCUACAUGGUGACCAGGACGCAGGGGAUCUGGCACAGCCGCUGCUCCAGGGCCCGGGUCACGCUGCUGGCCCACGGGGUCCUGCUCCUGCUCUACUUUGCGCCCGGCUUCGUUUUCACCCUGGAACUCUACAUGUUCCAAAGCCAAAGGAUGAGUCAAGACAUUCACGUGUGGGUCAGCACGGUCAAUAACUGCUUCCUGAUGCUGCUGCCCCGGGCGCUGGCCCCUUACCUGUACGGCCUGAGGUACAGGGAGAUCGCAGACACUCUGACGCUGCUGCUGCACCGCCACAGGACACUCAGCUACGUCACCUAAGCAAUCCUGAGGGAAAUUCUCCAGCAGAUCUCGAACAUGCCUAGUUCUUCUGUGGUAUUCUCAACGUGUGCUUACAUGCGGUAAAACGUAGAUAGAAGUGUGAAGCUGAUAACAAGCAUUUAAUUCUCUUGGUCACAAGUGGUUGAGUUCUGCUUAGUUGUUAGUGUGACCACCGUAAUAUUAUUCCAGUUUCAAAUGUCCAUCUUCAGAGAUGUUCCAUACUCCUCAACGGAUGUAAAGAGGACCAAACUGUCACAUGGAGUUUGUGUCUGGAAGCAGAACAUAAGCAUCUACCCAGCUUGUGAAAACCCCCAACCUUUUAGAAGCUUCAUCCUCUGCGUUACAGUCCUUCUGACAACUCUGUCCAUCUGUCACGUGUUAAGAAGUUUCCUUUUUUUUUCCUUUUGCGUUCUGAAUUAGAACAGGCCUACGGUUAUUUGGCUCAGAAGAUCAAAUCAUUUUGUUUCCACAGGCACUCAUGGGUCUUUGGCUCCGUGUUGUUGCUCUGCACAAGUGAUAAUCAAUGAGAAGCCUCCCCCCUAACACCAGGAAGAAAUAAAUUCAUACAUCAUCAGCUGACUUGGACUACUGUGAUGCAUUGCAAGUGCAGUUCUCGGCCUUAUGGAGGGUGACCGAAUCUCACAUGAUCCAGUUUUUCAGUGGCAGGUUUGUGGGACAGUUGACCUUUCCAUGUGCACACACACUGUAGAAAUUUUAAAUCAUGUUUCUGUGUUUAACCUAUUCUCUUUGCUUUUAGCAUGAACAGAGAUAAAUGUUGAUCACUUUUAUUAUUAUAGACAAUAUGAUAUAAAUGUACCUCAAUUGUUUGUGUUUUUAUAGGUUUUUUAUAUAUAUUUUACCAUAUUGUACCAUCUCCUACUACCUUGUGAUGUAAUUUGUGCUGAAUAUGUAUUGACUGUGAAGCACUUCUGUUGUUUUUUAGGUGUUAUACAGAUACAUCUGACUAGAUUUGAAUAAAUGCAAUAUGCC